This is a messenger RNA of Folsomia candida, 2723 nucleotides long. Its product is annotated as gastric triacylglycerol lipase. The transcript has 9 exons. Lineage: Eukaryota; Metazoa; Arthropoda; Collembola; Entomobryomorpha; Isotomidae. The record is from RefSeq and is a predicted model, not a curated record. The coding region runs from base 163 to 1386 and encodes 407 amino acids. Gene Ontology annotation, molecular function: hydrolase activity, acting on ester bonds.
CGAUUACUUGUUUUAACAAUGAUCAGUGUGAAAAGGACUGAACUUAACAGCAUAAUUACUAAAUUUAUCUAUAGCUAUUGUGUGAUUUCAUGUGAUUUUAAGUUUUAUUAGUGGAAAUUUGAUCAAAACAUUGGUCACGAGUACCCAGAAAUUAAGUCGUCCAUGAGAUCGUACGAUCGAGUAAUUUGCCAUGACCAGUUCGACGAGAUGAAGGGCGGACAGAAUCCGGAUGUGGGGUUGUCAAUUGACCAACUUCUCGUCAGGAAUGGAUAUCCGGUUGAAAUAAUCAAUGUUACCACCGAGGAUGGUUACAUUCUAAGCAUUUAUAGGAUUCCCUUCAGUCCCACGUCACCGACACAAAAAGGAGUGAGAAAAAAAGCGGUCAUGCUGCAACACGGUCAAGGAGCGAAUGGGUUGGCGUGGCUAAUUCAGGGGGGAUCCAGAAACUUUGCUAUGUUGCUUGCCGAUUCUGGUUUGGAUGUGUUCAUCUUAAACGCUAGGGGAAGCAUUUACUCACAAGGGCACAUAGACCCUAGUUUUUCACCGGAUAAUGUGAAGUAUUGGGACUUUAGUUUCCACGAGAUGGGAAUAUACGAUUUGCCUGCCAUUGUUGAAAUGGUGACGGAUAAGACCGGAAAUAGAGCCAUGUACUAUGUUGGUCAUAGUAUGGGGACAUCCAUGCUCACCGUAAUGCUGACGGAACGCCCAGAGUACAAUGACCGAAUUUUGACAGCUUUCUUACUCUCUCCAGCAAUUCAGUUCGGACACACGGCUCAGCCUUUGAGAAAGUUUACUCGAUUCAGCAACUAUUUUCAGUAUUUUUUUAACAAAUUCCUAAAAGGAAAAUUUGAAGCUGGCAAAAUGAUUGAACAAUAUACCAGCAAGCCGCCAGGCUUCCUAUGCACUUCAAGGAGAGAUGCUUGCGAUUUUUGCGGAAACUUCAUGUAUCUUGGGUUCGGAUACAAUGGGCCCCAGAUGAAUUAUACCACAUUGAGCAUUCUACUGGGUGCAUUUCCUGACACCAUGUCAACCAAGACGUGGACACAUUUCGUCCAGUUGAUAAACACGGAUAAAUUUUGCCAGUUUAACUAUGGAUUUAAAUCCACGAAUCGAGAAAAAUAUGGAAUGGAUAAUCCGCCCUGUUAUAAUUUAGUAAAAGUUUCUGCACCGAUUGUCAUGUUUUGGGGACAGAACGAUAUUUUUGUUAAACCGCAAGAUGCGGCCAAAACUGCUUCAAAGUUUCCAAAGGGUGCUUUAAAAGAAUUCAUUAAAGUUGAAGAUCGUCUUUUUUCGCAUAUCGACUUUGCAAUGGCGAUAAAUGCCGACAUUUUAGUGUACAAUCGAGCCGUUACUAUAAUGAAGAAUGCAACAUAUGAAUUUUCGUAGUUAAUUUGUAUAAUUUUUUAUGGUCCAAACAGAGGAUUAUGUGUAAAUUUAAACAUAGAGAGCGUACUCCGGUCAACCUUCACCUGUCACCUGUUGUAUCUCGCAAAUCAACAAAAUUUGAAGAUUUCGAAAAACUUUUACUAUCUAGAAAUUAUGUGAUAUUUGUUCGCAAUUUACUCAGCAACUUGGUAUGUUUUUAUUCUCAAGAUUACUUCUCCAAAUUGGCAAAUUUUCUCAACACUUUGUGCUGCUAACUAAGAUAUUGUCGCGAAUACGUCUAUUGAGUACAUUCAAAUGCAUACAUAUGUAUGCAAUUAUUUCACAUCUAGUCUAAGCUACAUAUGCAUGUAAGGUACGUUUAUAUUUUUCCAGGGGUGAAUAUUCUUCAUUGUUGCAUUAAAACUGUAACUUAUGUAAGAAUGAUUCAUCAUGUCCAUAAUUUCCAUGCACAAGGAAAGCUACUUCAGCGAAUUAUGUAUAAUCUUAGGUGCAUUUUUAUAAAUUGUUAAUCACCCACAAUGUUUCGCUGUAAUUAAACCUGGCAUAAAUUUUUCUUCUGGGAAAAUAAUAUUUAUAUCUUCUUUAUAAAAUAAGCUUGUCAUCUACUUUAUUAUGUAAGUCUACAUGUUAGCAAUGUAUACAUAUGUAUUUGCACGUAUGCACUUAUCUAAAUCUUUACAUAAUGCAGUAUUAACAAGUGUACAAUAAACAAGGUCCCUAAAAAGGGGAAAUCUUAGUGAGGUAGUGCAAUCAUAAUUAAUAAAUAAAAUUAGAUUGCAGAAUUUUUGCUUCACCGCUCUUGGUUCCAUUUUUAACUUGGAGCAUUAAUCGUUUAAGUAUAACACUUGCCCCCUCAAAACGUCCGAUGAUUUUGUCUGAAUAGAAUAUCCAAAUUAAUAUAUUGAAUUGAAAUUAUAGAUUUGUAUCUUUUUUAAACAAAUAAGUACGUACAUAGUUCACAAUUGUUCAGCCAUUAUAUUUUGUAUAUCGCAAGUAAUUUAACCCACUUCUCGUUCACUAUAUAGUAAAAAUGCAUUCCUACCUCAAUUUUUUCAAUAAAAUUAAGAAUUCAUUCGUAUGCGAAGCAAAAUUUAUAGUGUAUCCUAAAAAAAAUGGAACCGAGAGCGGUGAUGCAAAAAUUCUGCAAUCUAAUUUUAUUUAUUAAUUAUGAUUGCACUACCUCACUAAGAUUUCCCCUUUUUUGGGACCUUGUUUAUUUAUAACUUUUAAUUGUCCAUGGGAUUACUGCACUGCACUACUCCUUUUCAUUAGUUUGAUCCGGAAUAAUUUUAUUAAAUGCUGGGUAUUUAAAACUGAAUAAAUCCGUUAUUUCUUAA